Messenger RNA from Aspergillus homomorphus CBS 101889, 948 nucleotides. RefSeq names its product signal peptidase complex subunit 2. Bases 134 to 778 code for a protein of 214 amino acids. The transcript is spliced from 3 exons. The record is from RefSeq and is a predicted model, not a curated record. Gene Ontology annotation, biological process: protein targeting to ER. NCBI's taxonomy places the organism in Eukaryota, Fungi, Ascomycota, Eurotiomycetes, Eurotiales, Aspergillaceae. Gene Ontology annotation, cellular component: signal peptidase complex; membrane.
CCGCAACUCCUCCGACGAGACCGGCACCUUUCAUUCAGACACAUUCAAAGCUACACCUUGUUUCAAGACACCUCAAAUUCUAGCGGCCGUCAACUUGUUAGAAUUUGCUAUUUUACCCACCAGAAGCGCACAAAUGUCGUCUGCGGAGGCACCCAAGGUGCCUGUUUACUCGAGCAAUGAUCUGAAAUCCACGACCGACGAUGCCCUAGCUCCGCACCUCACCACCCUCCCGCAACCGUACCGAUUCACCCAAGACAACUCCAAGAUCAACGUCCGCUUGCUUCUGGGCUACUCGGCCGUCGCCAUCGCCGGCUUCACGUUCUACGCGGACCGCGUGCUGAAGUGGGAGGCGACGCGGUCGCCGUGGAUCCUGGCGGCCGUCGCAUCGUACUUCACCCUCAACUCUUUGCUCACAUACUGGAUCUGGGCCGUCGAGGCCGGCGAGGUGUUCCGCGGCAAGCGCAAGUCGGGAGAAACGAUUGUGAUCCGCUCCUCCGUCAAGAAACAUUCCCCUCUUUACAAGCUCAACGUUCAGUACAAGUCCCCCGCGGGCAAGGUGAUUCAGGAGAAGGAGAUCGAAACCUCGUUCACGAAGUGGUUCGCGGCGGAUGGCACGUUCCACAUCCAGCCGCUCCGCAACUGGUUGGCUAGCGAGAUUGAGGUCCUGCGGCUCGCGGCGAUUGAGAUUGAGAAGAAGACUGGUGGUGUUGCGAGCCAUGUUGCGGUCGAGGAUGCGGAGCAGAGCGAAGGGGUUAAGGUUGCAGAAAAGAGGAAGUGAAGGGUGUCGCGCUGUACAAGCUUUCUUUAUAUACCACAAACAUCAAUGUGGUUUGCAUGUCAAAAAUGGCGCAGGCUCUGGGUCGUGUCUGGUGUGAGUAUCGGGUUUCUCUAUCGGAUUAUGUCUGCGAAUCUUGGAAUGAUAGCUUAGAUGUGAUUGAGGACACAGUC